Messenger RNA from Abrus precatorius (Indian licorice), 1896 nucleotides. RefSeq lists its product as uncharacterized. Gene Ontology annotation, molecular function: DNA binding. The transcript is spliced from 9 exons. The coding region runs from base 1 to 1896 and encodes 631 amino acids. The record is from RefSeq and is a predicted model, not a curated record. NCBI's taxonomy places the organism in Eukaryota, Viridiplantae, Streptophyta, Magnoliopsida, Fabales, Fabaceae.
AUGAAGGAGUUCGGUCAGUACAUGCCUCUUGAAACCCAACAACCAGUAAAUCAAUUGGCUAUCCCCACUAGUUUUGCAUCAACUUGUGCAAAUCAUGAUGGUAAUCCUUUAGAUGCAAGUGCUUCUACAAACAAAAAGAGAGAACAUGCAAGUGUUACCUUUCCAAAUGCUCCAGCAAAGAAGAGGAGAGCAAAUGCAAGUGCUCCCAAGUUGACUUCAUAUGUUUGGGAGGUUCUUUCUGCUUCCACUCAUGUCACUAUUCAUACUAUCUUCCACCAACUUUUUGAAAUUCUCAUUGAGCAGAAUCAUUCUGCAAUGAAUCUGAACACAAUUCUUGCCAACAUAGGUUUGGAGAUGAAAAAGAAGUAUGAGAAGUAUUGGGGUCAAGUGGAACACAUAAACCAACUUCUUUAUUUUGGAGUGAUUCUUGAUUCUAGAUACAAGUUGACUUAUGUAGACUGGUCUUUUAAAGACAUGUACCCAAAAGACACUGAUUUGGAUAAGGAUAUCAAUGACGACUUUGAAGUUUCAGAGACUGUUAUAGCAGGCAGUUUAUUAUUGCUGUUUUUGCUUGAGGGUCAUUUUGAAACGAGUCAAGAAUUGUUUCAUCAGAUCAAAUCAUCAUUCUCAACAUUUGCAACCAUCAUGGAUAGCCACGCCAACACCCAUUUCCACGAUUACGAUGACAACCACCAUCAUUCUUCUUCGGUUAAUGGCUUGCAUUUUGAUACAAAUUCUGGAGAUUGUAACACCUGGUGUGGUGAUGGUGGAGGAAAUGACAGAGGUAAUGGAGUGUGCAAAACAGAUGGAAAGAUCUCUUGCUUGGUUGAUUUGCAGAGAAGGGGUGAGUGUCACAAGGUUGAAGGAGGUUUAAUGGCAUUGUUAAGAAACUGUUUGGAGUCUGAAGCUGAAAACUCAAGAAGCAUUUUGUCAGGUUAUGUUGAUCAUUUCCAAAGCAUUGUAUCUGAGGAUGUUGGAUGGGGUUGUGGUUGGCGUAACAUCCAAAUGCUUAGCUCACACUUACUUGCACAAAGGCCAGAAGCAAGAGAAGUUAUGUUUGGUGGUUCAAGAUUUGUUCCUGAUAUUCCAUCACUCCAGAGGUGGCUUGAGAUUGCUUGGGAAAGGGGUUUUGAUGCACCGGGCUCUGAUCAAUUCAAUCAUGCUAUUUAUGGCUCCAAAAAAUGGAUAGGAACAACUGAAUGUGCUGCCCUUCUGCGUUCUUUUGGUCUUCGGGCGAGGGUAGUGGAUUUUGGUCCUAAGGAAUCUGAAGCACUCUAUCUAUCUGUCCCUGGUUCAAGUGUCGGGGCACAAGACCUACUGAGUACUAAUGAUGGAAGGAAGAGGAAAACUCCAAAUAUUUAUGGACCAAUGGAUAGGUAUGUGUCCCGUGGUGUUUCUCAAACAAGUUGUGGCCAAGAUACAUCAUGUUCUUCUCUUAUUCAGUUUCAUGAUGCUGUGGAUAAAGAAAGUUGUGGUGACAAAGUGGUUAGUGCUGCAAAACUAAAUGAGGGUCAUCAAGUUCUUAUGGACUUUGUAUGGAAUUACUUUUCUAAUAGAAGCACAACUCAAUUUGGCCACGGGCGCGUUCUUAUCAGUUCAAAAACGCCCUUGUACUUUCAACAUGAUGGACAUUCAAGAACAAUAGUUGGAAUUCAAGUCAAACAUCAGCGGACUGGAAUUCCACAAUAUAACCUCCUGAUUCUGGAUCCAGCCCAUAGAACGGUGGCUAUAGAAAGAUCACUUAGGGAGAAAGUUGGAUGGCAGAAACUCAUUAAAAGAGGAGUGCACACCCUGAAGAAGCAACAAUACCAGUUGUGUUAUGUUGAUCCUGGUGUUGCUAGUGAGGAGGAGAUGGAAAAGCUGAAGACAAUUGAUAGUGUCUUCCUUGAAUUUUAA